ACACAUGAACUGAGCGACACACACAUUGUCUAUAUUUAUGGUGAAGUCAUAACAGCUGCAGUGCGAAGCCAACAGGAGCGCAGAGACAGACAGUAGGAGGAACACUCUGUAUCGACAGUCUUUAUAUUUGCUUAUAUGUUCUAUUGUAUUAACAUUUAGACUAUUAUUUAUGUCACUGUUAUUAUUAUUGUAAGGUCACGAGUGAGCAUUUCACUGCAUGUCAUACAAUACGUGACACAUAUCAUUAGAAUUUGAAGCACGUUCAGAAGGGCAGAUGCUGGAAACACAUUUGUUUUGGAGUCCUGAGCGCAAGCACAGACUGUUCCUAAAGUUUUGAGCAAAGUACCUGAUCUCCGGGAUUCCUGCGCCUCCCGAUCGGAUCAUGGAGGGAAACGGCGAAGCUCCCAUGAGCUCCUUCAUCAUGGAUGAGGAGACGCUGAAGAGGAAACAGCGGGAAAAGCUGAAGAAGCUCCAGGCCACCGGGGGGAACCCUCGUCCCGCGCGCUCACUGCUGUUCCUCACACUCAAAAACCCAUUUCGCAAGGCCUGCAUCAACAUCGUGGAGUGGAAACCGUUUGAGAUCAUCAUCCUCCUCACCAUCUUUGCUAAUUGUGUAGCGCUGGCCGUUUUCAUGCCCAUGCCCGAGGAAGACACAAAUAACACCAACAGCAACCUAGAGAGUCUGGAGUACAUUUUUCUGAUCAUCUUCACGAUGGAGUGCUUCCUGAAGAUCGUGGCGUACGGUUUCCUCUUUCACGCUGAUGCUUAUUUACGAAACUGCUGGAAUAUUCUAGAUUUCGUCAUCGUGACCAUGGGGCUGUUCACAGUGGUGGUGGACUUCAUCAACAGCAUCAGCGGUGUGGAGGCGCCGGUGGAGCAGAAGGGGGGAUUCGACAUGAAGGCGCUGCGAGCGUUCAGAGUGCUGCGGCCCCUGCGCCUCGUUUCCGGGGUCCCCAGCCUGCAGGUGGUGAUGAGCUCCAUCCUCAAGUCCAUGCUGCCUCUGUUCCACAUCUCCCUGCUGGUUUUCUUCAUGGUCACCAUCUACGCUAUCAUCGGCCUGGAGCUUUUUAAAUGCAAGAUGCAUAAAACAUGCUACCACACCGGCACAGAUAUUAUUGCCACAGGGGACGAUGCUCAGGCAGCUCCCUGUGCUCAGGCCGGUAAUGGCAGGCGAUGCACUCUGAACGGAACUGAAUGCCGAGGUGAUUGGCCCGGACCAAAUAAUGGCAUCACUCACUUUGACAAUCUGGGUUUCUCCAUGCUCACGGUUUACCAGUGCAUCACCACUCAGGGCUGGACGGACGUUCUGUACUGGGUGAAUGACGCGAUUGGGAUGGAGUGGCCCUGGCUGUAUUUCGUGACUCUGAUCCUCCUGGGCUCGUUCUUCAUCUUGAAUCUGGUUCUGGGUGUUUUGUGUGGAGAAUUCACCAAGGAGCGAGAGAAGAGUUCUCGAAGUGGAGAGUAUCAAAUACUACGGGAGCGACAGCAGUUCGAUGAGGAUCUGAAGGGAUACAUGGAGUGGAUCACACAGGCGGAAGUCAUGGACAAUGACCAGGAGGGGCAAGGUCUACUCCCCCUACAGGACGGAUCUGAAACAGAGACCCUCUAUGAGCUGGAUAUAUUGAACAAACUCAUGUUUUAUGUUCGGCAUGCUCGUCGCUGGAACCGUUUCUUCAGGAGGAAGUGUCGUGUGUGGGUGAAGUCUAAGCUGUUCUAUUGGCUGGUGAUUCUGCUGGUGUUUUUCAACACUCUGGCCAUCGCAACCGAACACCAUCAGCAGCCCGACUCGCUCACCAACUUCCAAGACAAUACCAAUAAGGCGCUGUUGUCUCUGUUUGCGGUGGAGAUGUUCCUGAAGAUGUACGCGAUGGGGCUGCCGUCAUACUUCAUGUCACUCUUCAACCGUUUCGACUGCUUCGUGGUGUCGGUGGGCAUCCUGGAGCUCAUCCUCGUACGCAUGGACGUCAUGUCUGUGAUGGGGAUCUCCGUUCUGCGCUGCAUUCGGCUUCUGCGGAUCAUCAAAAUAACCCGCCACUGGACAACUCUCAGUAAUCUGGUAGCAUCGCUCCUGAACUCAGUGCGCUCUAUCGCCUCCCUGCUGCUCCUCCUCUUCCUCUUCAUAGUCAUCUUCGCUCUGCUCGGGAUGCAGGUUUUUGGCGGAAAGUUCAAUUUUCCAGAUGACCGCGUGAGACGAAGCAACUUCGACAACUUCCCUCAAGCUCUGAUAACAGUUUUCCAGAUCCUGACAGGCGAAGGCUGGAACUAUGUCAUGUACGACGGCAUCAUGGCUCACGGAGGUCCUGCCAUACCUGGAAUCCUGGUCAGCAUUUACUUCAUCAUUCUGUUCAUCUGUGGGAACUACAUCCUCCUGAAUGUGUUUUUAGCAAUAGCGGUGGAUAAUCUGGCCGAGGCGGAGAGUCUGACCUCUGCGCAGAAGGAAAAAGCAGAGGAGAAGAAGCGGAAAAGGCUUCUUAGAGAAAAUCUGCCAGACAAGGGCGAGGAGGAAAAGGCCCUGCUAGCAAAGAAACUAGCGGAGCAGAGAGCCAAGAUUGAUGGAAUUCCCACCACAGCCAAGCUAAAAGUGGACGAAUUUGAAUCGAAUGUGAACGAGAUCAAAGAUCCGUUUCCUCCUGCUGAUUUCCCAGGUGAUGAUGAGGAGGAGGAGCCAGAGAUCCCGCUUAGUCCUCGGCCUCGACCAAUGGCAGACCUGCAGCUGAAGGAGACAGAGGUGCCCAUGCCGGAGGCCAGCGCUUUCUUCCUCUUUGGCCCGCAGAACAAGUUCCGCAAACUCUGCCAUCGCAUCAUAAACGCCACGACCUUCACCAACAUCAUCCUCCUCUUCAUCCUGCUCAGCAGUAUCUCUCUGGCUGCGGAGGAUCCCAUCGACCCCAUGUCCUUCAGGAACCAGGUCCUGGCCUACGCUGAUUACGUCUUCACUUCAGUCUUUACUGCAGAGAUUGUGCUGAAGAUGACAACGUACGGUGCGUUCCUACACAAGGGUUCCUUCUGCCGAAACUCCUUCAACAUCCUGGACCUGAUUGUGGUCGGCGUCUCGCUGCUGUCAAUGGGAAUGGAAUCAAGUGCCAUCUCAGUAGUGAAGAUCUUGAGGGUCUUGAGAGUAUUGAGGCCUUUAAGGGCUAUCAAUCGAGCCAAAGGCCUCAAACAUGUGGUCCAGUGUGUGUUUGUGGCCAUCAAGACCAUCGGCAACAUCGUUUUAGUCACCAUGCUCCUGGAUUUCAUGUUCGCCUGCAUCGGCGUCCAACUUUUCAAGGGGAAAUUCCUAUACUGCACAGACCCGCUGAAAAUGACGGCAGAGGAAUGCCAGGGAACGUUUAUUCAACAUCAGGAGAACGCUCUUCAUGAUAUGGUGGUCAGUCAACGCUUGUGGAUGAACAGCGACCUGAACUUCGACAACGUUCUGAACGGCAUGCUGGCUCUCUUCACCGUGUCCACAUUCGAGGGAUGGCCAGACUUGCUCUACAAAGCCAUCGACUCGAAUCUGGAAAACAUGGGCCCUGUUUACAACAACCACAUCGAGAUCUCCAUCUUCUUCAUCGUCUACCUGAUCCUCAUCGCCUUCUUCAUGAUGAACAUCUUUGUGGGCUUCGUCAUCGUCACCUUCCAGGAACAGGGCGAGCAGGAGUACAAGAACUGCGAACUGGACAAAAACCAGCGUCAGUGUGUCCAGUACGCCCUCAAAGCUCGACCCCUGAGGUGCUACAUCCCCAAAAACCCCUACCAGUACCAGGUCUGGUACAUCGUCACCUCCUGCUACUUUGAGUACCUGAUGUUCCUCCUCAUCAUGCUCAACACCAUGUGCCUCGGGAUGCAGCACUGUAAGCAGUCUGAUCACAUCACUGAUCUGGCAGACACGCUGAACGUCAUCUUCACCGUCCUGUUCACAGUGGAGAUGAUCCUCAAACUUGGCGCAUUUAAAGCAAAGGGAUACUUCGGAGACCCCUGGAACGUCUUUGAUUUUGUGAUUGUGGUCGGCAGUAUUGUUGACGUAAUACUCAGUGAAAUUGACGCGGCUCUCGCGGCUCAGGGCGGACUCUACUGCCUCACCGGCUGCUCUGAAGUGAAUCCAAUGCAGGCUAUAGCAGACUCGGAGAACAUGAGUGUUUCCAUCACACUCUUCCGGCUCUUCCGCGUCAUGCGUUUGGUGAAACUCCUCAACCGUUUUGAAGGCAUUCGUAACCUGCUGUGGACCUUCAUCAAAUCAUUCCAGGCUUUGCCAUACGUGGCUCUCCUCAUCGUUAUGCUCUUCUUUAUAUACGCCGUCAUUGGGAUGCAGGUGUUUGGCAAAAUUGCUUUACUAGAUGGCACCAUAAUCAACCGUAACAACAACUUCCAGACAUUUCCUCAAGCCGUUUUACUGCUGUUCCGGUGUGCCACAGGUGAAGGCUGGCAUGAGAUCAUGUUGGGUUGUUUAUACGGUCAGCGAUGCGACCCAAAGUCAGAAUAUCUGCCCGGAGAAGAGUACACGUGUGGAUCUGGAUUCGCCAUCCUCUACUUCAUGAGCUUUUACAUGCUCUGUGCUUUUCUAAUCAUAAACUUGUUUGUCGCUGUGAUCAUGGACAACUUCGACUAUCUGACCCGCGAUUGGUCGAUUCUGGGUCCGCAACAUUUAGACGAGUUUAAGAAGAUCUGGGCUGAAUACGACCCCGAGGCCACGGGCCGCAUAAAACACCUGGACGUGGUGACGCUGCUGAGGAGAAUACAGCCUCCGCUCGGAUUCGGAAAAUUCUGUCCUCAUCGGGUCGCCUGCAAGAGACUGAUUUCCAUGAAUAUGCCCUUGAACAGCGACGGAACCGUAACGUUUAACGCCACACUCUUCGCUCUGGUCAGAACGGGACUGAAGAUUAAAACUGAAGGUAAUUUCGAGCAGGCGAAUGAAGAGCUGCGUGCAAUUAUUAAGAAGAUCUGGAAACGCACCAGUAUGAAACUGCUCGACCAGGUCAUUCCAGCACUCGGAGAUGACGAGGUGACAGUGGGCAAGUUCUACGCCACGUUUCUGAUCCAGGACCACUUCCGGAAGUUCAUGAAGAGACAGGAGGAAUAUUACGGAUACCGACCGAGCAAGAAGAAUAAAAACACCACAGAGAUCCAGGCGGGUCUGAGGAGCAUCGAGGAGGAGGCGGCUCCUGAACUCCAGAGAGCCAUUUCUGGAGACCUCCUUAAUGACGAGGAGAUGGACAGAGCGAUGGAGGAGUCCGGAGAGGAGAGCAUCUAUAGGCGUGCUGGAGGUCUGUUUGGAAACCAUGUGGAUCCGUUCAGCAUGGAGAGAGGAACCGGGGCAGCACAGGUGACCAGCCAGAGACCCCUACAGCUCGCAGAUAGCAGAGCGGACAGGACGGAGACCACAUACGCCAGUUACCAUGCCAACAACAACAACACCAAUAACAACAACAGACGCAGACACAGUAGAUGUGAACCACAUUUCCCAGCAUGCAUCAGUGCAUCCCGACUGCAUAGUCCAGCGAGCGCAGCCGAGUUCCUCAUCCAACAGGUUCUGACCUCUGGAGGUCUGGAGAGUCUGGCCAGUGACUGGCGCUUUGUGUCCGUGACAAAGUCUGAGAUGGCAGCGGCCCUUCAUCUGGAUCUGCAAGAGCUGGAGAGAAAAUCAGCAGCCAUACUCAAUCAACAUAAAGGACAAUGUGUGCUCAGAAAGAAGAAGAUGGAGACCUCUCAUUCAGACAUUACACACUGCCAUGUCUAACCUUCAUCAAAGACAUGUUAGCUGUGUUUCCAUCCAAAAAUGUGAAUUAGAUUCAUGCACAAAACUGGAAUAUGGCAUGAAACAUUAGCGAAUAGAGCUGCGCCUCAGAAGACUAAGACCAAACAAAAUGAACAAGGUGAAUGUGGUGGCUUCCAGAGGCGUGAGAUGGGAACGCAGACAGUUCUGGAGGGAAUAAUAAUAGAAGAAGAAUACUGAAGCACUGUGAUGACGGACAGACGGAGGACUGAGGCCUUUACUAUCAGCACAACAACAUUUCACAUCUGACACAAUGCAAAACCUCACACACACAUUUAAAUCUGCAGACCA
This is a messenger RNA of Danio rerio (zebrafish), 6046 nucleotides long. The record is from RefSeq and is a predicted model, not a curated record. Lineage: Eukaryota; Metazoa; Chordata; Actinopteri; Cypriniformes; Danionidae.